This is a messenger RNA of Siniperca chuatsi (mandarin fish), 2238 nucleotides long. Its product is annotated as creatine kinase U-type, mitochondrial-like. The record is from RefSeq and is a predicted model, not a curated record. NCBI's taxonomy places the organism in Eukaryota, Metazoa, Chordata, Actinopteri, Centrarchiformes, Sinipercidae. Gene Ontology annotation, cellular component: mitochondrion. Gene Ontology annotation, molecular function: creatine kinase activity. The coding region runs from base 127 to 1374 and encodes 415 amino acids. Gene Ontology annotation, biological process: phosphocreatine biosynthetic process. The transcript has 9 exons.
CGCUCCGGUUAACUCGUUCUCACAGUUAUCGUUCCAUCAGUGGCGCUUCAUCCCCGACGCUCUUGUUCACGCGUCUCUCCCUCACUGGAAAUAAUACGUUUUCAAACACCUCUAAAGAAAACAAAAAUGGCAAGCAGCUUCUCAAGAAUCCUGUCCUCCAAACGAAACAUCGGGUUCCUGUCGCUGGUGGGAGGCUCUGUAACGGUGGGAUUUCUGCUCAACCGGGAACAUGUCAGCGCCGGAGUCCCUGUGCGCAGGCGGUACCCCGCCAGUGCGGAGUACCCUGACCUGCGUAAACACAACAACUGCAUGGCAAGUAACCUGACACCUGCCAUCUAUGCCAAGCUGUGUGAUAAGGCCACUCCCAACGGUUACACUCUGGACCAGGCCAUCCAGACGGGCGUGGACAACCCUGGGCACCCCUUCAUCAAGACUGUUGGCAUGGUGGCAGGAGACGAGGAGUCCUACGAGGUAUUUGCAGACCUGCUCAACCCUGUAAUCAAAGAGAGGCACAACGGCUAUGACCCCAACACCAUGAAGCACCCCACCGACCUGGAUGCCAGCAAGAUCCAGUCGGGCCACUUUGAUGAGCGUUAUGUGCUGUCGUCCAGGGUAAGAACAGGCCGCAGUAUCCGUGGGCUGAGCCUGCCCCCCGCCUGCACCCGGGCAGAGCGCAGGGAAGUGGAGAGGGUGGUGGUGGACGCCCUCGCCGGCCUGAAGGAUGACCUGACUGGGAGGUACUACAGUCUCACCCAGAUGACAGAAAGCGAGCAGCAACAGCUCAUUGAUGACCACUUCCUGUUUGACAAGCCUGUGUCACCCCUCCUGACAUGUGCAGGCAUGGCUCGUGACUGGCCAGAUGCCCGUGGUAUCUGGCACAAUGAUGAGAAGACAUUCCUGAUUUGGGUCAAUGAGGAGGAUCACACCAGGGUCAUCUCCAUGGAGAAGGGAGGGAACAUGAAGAGAGUCUUCGAGAGGUUCUGCAGAGGCCUUAAGGAGGUGGAGCGUUUGAUCCAGGAGAGAGGCUGGGAGUUCAUGUGGAACGAGAGGCUCGGUUACAUCCUCACCUGCCCCUCCAACCUGGGCACAGGGCUCAGGGCCGGGGUCCACGUCAAACUGCCCCUGAUGAGCAAGGAUCCCCGCUUCAGUAAGAUCCUGAGCAACCUGCGUCUGCAGAAGCGAGGGACAGGUGGUGUGGACACCGCUGCUGUGGGCGGUGUGUUUGACAUCUCCAACCUGGACCGCCUGGGACAGUCUGAGGUUCAGCUGGUGCAGACAGUGGUUGAUGGCGUCAACUACCUAAUUGAGUGUGAGAAGAGACUGGAGAAAGGCCAGGACAUCAAGGUGCCCCCACCCCUCAAGCAGUUCAAGUAGACACUGAUCCCUGACCUCACCCCACAAACCUUUGGGCACACACACAUGCACAAACACCCCGCUCUGUGCCCAUAGAUAUUAUAAAUAUCUAUGUCAUUGCCUCAUUUAUUACCACUUCUUAUCUAAUCACCCCUCCCUGCCCUCCCAGUAUACCUCUCUAUAAUAUAAUCUACAUAUAUUAUACGCAGCUAUCUGGCUAAACCAAACCAGAGUCCCAGAAUACUGCAUUGGGCUUAAGUGUGUUUUCAGAAGCAAGAUGCAUUUGAAGGGUUUUUAUCUUUAAACUCAAAUUCAAAACUGGAUCUAAAAUGGCAAUAAAGAUGAAUGAAGGAUGCACAAACUGUAGGCUGCUGUAACAGCGCAAAGAUGGCCACCAAUCUGCCUAUCUCUGCAUGGUCAAACAGUAUCUAUGGCUCUGCUCCCAAAGCACUCCUCAGUCCACCAAACCUGGCUUUACCCUGCCUCUGUCCCCUCCUAACGCAUGUCCUAUUAGCCUUAGCCUUUCUCUUCUCUUCUCUUUCUCUUCCCCUCAUUCCUGUGUGUUGAUUGGUCAUUCCUACUAUCUGGUGCUUGUAUAGUCCAUCCAUUUGUGCUAUACUUUCCAUUGUGGAUUGUGUGUACACGGUUUCUUUUCAUCAUUUCGAGUGGAUUUGAAUGUAGAGUAACAGCGUAAAACUGGAGAGACUUGUGUUCUCCAGGGGAUUAGUAUGUUUGAUGACAAACUGGUGUCAAAAUAUAAUGUUAUAACACAUACUGGCCGGGCUGGGUUCUGUACUGUAAGCUACUAAAGCAAUAUCAUUCCAGCUCAUCACUGAAUGUCACACUGUAAUGUCUUUUAUUAAAGAAAUCAUCUAUUUAACGGUA